Messenger RNA from Sander lucioperca (pikeperch), 3453 nucleotides. RefSeq names its product thymocyte expressed, positive selection associated 1 (gene tespa1). Gene Ontology annotation, molecular function: signaling receptor binding. The transcript is spliced from 12 exons. Bases 438 to 2462 code for a protein of 674 amino acids. Lineage: Eukaryota; Metazoa; Chordata; Actinopteri; Perciformes; Percidae. The record is from RefSeq and is a predicted model, not a curated record.
CUCUGACAUUUCCAAAAAGCUGUUCCGAGUCAGUCUGCUUUUGUUUCUGCAGGAUGUGUCAUAGCUGCGCCCCACGCUGAUGAAACUGUUGUAUUUCAGAUGAGAUGCAAAGUCACUUCCUACAGUCUGCCAAAACUCCAUCCCCUGCAAUAAUCCGCGCAAAUUCAACCACACAUGCAGGCAAACUGACACGAAUCAGAAGAAAUCACCAGAAACUGAUCAUCGUAAAGUAACCAUCGGACGCAGGCUGCAUGCAGUUUGUGAGUUUGCAAACGAUUGCAGAUCAGAUAGAUAUCUCAGCACUCCGACAACAGGAAACAAGAGAAAGAGCGCCACUGACACAAUCGAAACCUGCAUCCAUGAAGCUUCGACCCCACCAUGUUCCCUGGGCUGCAUGUACACCUUCAUUCAUACAGUCGUUGAUGUGAACUGAGGCGAUGGAGAGCCCGUCGUCCACAGUGAGGCGGCGAGCCUGGAUCAACAGCAGCCGACAGUGGCCCACUCUGGGAGAGCUGGACCCUGAGGGACCACCAUGCAACCUCCCCUCUGCCUCUAUAGCCGAUGAUGAUGUCUUUUCUGACGGAUGCUUCACAGGAAAGAUUGAGAACUGGCUCCUGGGAUGUGGGUCGGAGGCGUACUCAGAGAAGACUGGCCAACUGAGUGUUGAGUCUGUGCUGAAAGCCAGAAACUUUGACGAUGAGCUAAGUCUUGGUGCUGAUGCUUCUUGUUUAAAUGGUGGAGAGAUUACACCUGAAGCUGGCCUCGUACACGAUCCCAUAUCCCAACAAGGUCCCAGCAGACUCACCAGUACCCCUCGUCAGAAACUAUGUCUGCCGUCACUGAACUUGGGCCAGAGCAUGGCCUCCAGCUGCCUCUCCUCCUCCUGCCUCUCCUCCUCAUCAAGUAUAUCGGAGGUCCUGCAGUUGUGUUCGGAGGAUCCGGAGGAGACGCUGUACGAGUUGGGUUUCGGCUGCGAUGAGCCGCAGGUCACUGUCCGCAUCCCUUCUCGCUUCUUCACCUUCCCCUCCAUGUCUCAGGGCAUCAAUUUCCGCCUCUUCCUGGACUCACAGCUACGGCGGAUACGAGAGGAAGACCCCAGCCUCUCUCUUGCUAGUCGUUUCAGACAAGUGCAAGUGCUCACAGCAAUGGCCAACGCUUUCUACUCCCUCUACUCUCACGUGUCCCGCACUCCUGUACAGAAACUGGCCACACCAGAGUUUACCUUCUCCUCGUCUCCCGUGGAGAGGAUCGAACGCUUCAGGAGCCCUGUCCGCAGCGAGCCACGCUCUCCGGUGGAGAGGCUGAAGGACACCGUCUCCAAGAUGUGUCUGUACACAGGCUCUCCUCGCGGGUCAGACUCCACCUCUCCGCAGCCCUCACCCAUGAAAAGUUCCAGCCUCCCUGAUGUUGUGGAUAUAGUCCUGGAAAAAGUCAAGACUGGGGCGACCAAGAAACUGGAUUUGGGGGAAUAUUAUAACAGGAAUCCAGCUGUGGAUGUUGGGCUGGUCACGGAUGGUGAUAAAUCCUGUGACAGUGGGAAAGAGGAGCAAACACAGCAGACUGUGGUGGACACAGACAUUCUUCAAAAUGGAAAUAAGAUCUGUAAUAGGGAGAUGCAGGGCAGCAAACAAACCGAUAAUGUUGAUGCCGAUGAAAACUGUGUCAAACCAGACCACCUCGACACCAGGACUCACAGUGUAAGAACAACUCUAGCGUCAUCGUUAUCAGGAGAAACUGCGAUAGAAACACGUCAGCUGGACUCGUGUUCAACUCAAAGUGAGACAUGGACUGCUGAUCUGAAACCAGUUGCCAAGAUUACACACGAUCUAAUCUGCCCGCAGAUAGUCGAAAGUGUACACCAGGCACCUUUCUGUUGUCAACGCACACUUUGUCCAAAAACAAACACUUUACCUCCUGUCUCCUCUGAGACAGAACGCAUAGAUAAAUCAUGUCCUGGAUCACAUAUACAAACAGCUUUCCCUGAGCCAGAUGCCAAACAGCUGGAUGCAGCCAGAUCACUUCCAGUCCCAGCCCCCACUGCAAGCUACACCAAUUGCUGCAUCACUGUGACUGGCUGGGAGGGGGACGACGUCUCUUCCUGUUCCUCAAACACACCAGAUUCUGAUCAUACUUCUACUGUCACACCUGUCCAGACAUGUGAGGAGUCAUUUAACGAGGGGGAAAGCCGGUACCUGAAACCACAGACACAUCAGGGCCUGGGCCACGAGUCCAAUAACCUGCAACAGGUUAACUCCUUUGAGCUGGAGGAGGUGCAUAGUGCAGGAGAGGAAGAUUUUGGAGAAUUUUCGGAUUUUUCAGAAACUACAACAACAACAACCUCUCUGUUGUCCAACAAACAUCAAUGCAAAGGUGAGGUGGUCCGGGGCGACAGCAUGCAGUCAGACAGCAGCGGCUACGCGGACGAAGAAGUCAGCCCCUCAUCCAACACACAUAGCAGAUGACAGAAAAACCAGAACUCCAUGUAAAAAGUGUUAAUAAAGUAGUGUUGUUUUUUUUCAUCUGUGGACUUUUUCCUGCACUGAAGAUUUGAGUUUCCAAGAAAAGGGCCUGCAGUCAAACCGGCCCAAAAUAUUUAAAUGUAAACAAUAGACCUCGCUGAACAGGCCAGACUACUGUUGUUACUGUGUGCUGUUGUCUGAUGGGUACAGUGCAGUGGAAAGGAAUUUACAGACAAAGUCUAAAUCUUAAACAGACUUGGUCUCAUGUGAAACUUUCAGAGACUGGAGAAGCUUUUUGUUCUCAAUAAGAAGAGUUGCACUUGCAGACAUGCAAAGCAUUACGUUUCUUCCGUGUUCAUACUGAAUACAGAAUUUUGAGAAGAAGUAAUCAUACGGUAAAACUGUUCCUGUACAAAGGUCUUGAUGAAAUACUGUGUGGACCAUGUUCAAAUUAUAAAAUGGUUAUUGGAGAAUAUUCAAGUUAUUACAACAGUUGGCAGUAAAAUGUACAAAAAAUGUUUUAUUGGAAACAAAGUCAAUUUCACAUGGAGCUCACAUAGUAGUUCAUUGUUUCUCUAAAACUGGCCAACCUUUUCUACUACCACAACAAAGAAGUCUAACUCAAAUGUCAGCAUAGUUGUCAAGGGUUUCAGCAACUAAAACUCACUUAAAAAACGGCCUAAGUUCCUUAUUUGAAUUAUCAGAAAAACAAGAUGCAGAUCUGCCUUUUCAGAGAAUGAGGUUAACAUCAAACACACCAGUGGGAGGAAAUGUACAGAAACAUGGUCAGCCUGCAUUCUGCAAAAGACAUUAUCUAGUCCAAACCGUUCAUUCUUUUCAAUACUUGUUCCAGCUGAGUGCAAGGCAGUAUAUUAAGGGGGGUGGUAACGAAUCCUUACACCAAGACACAGCAAGUGCUUGGAGAAAAUAAUCUGGAAAAUCACCAUCAUCAAUUUUCAGAUAUCAUGACAGGAAUCAAAGUCACAUUGACAGA